This is a messenger RNA of Lytechinus variegatus (green sea urchin), 777 nucleotides long. RefSeq lists its product as uncharacterized. The transcript has 4 exons. The record is from RefSeq and is a predicted model, not a curated record. Lineage: Eukaryota; Metazoa; Echinodermata; Echinoidea; Temnopleuroida; Toxopneustidae. The coding region runs from base 1 to 777 and encodes 258 amino acids.
AUGACUUUAUUAGCUUUCCAUAUAUCCGCAACAGUUUCAAGGAAGCCAUCCCCUCUACAGUCCCCAGCCCCUGGCUCUGUCCUUUACCGACCGACAAGUCUACCAGACCUCUCCCCCCAUUCCUCAUCCCAGCCUCGCUCCCUCAAAACGACCCCUUCACCCACCAUCCCUUCCCCAGCUUUGUCGCCUAAGAAGGAAGCACAGAGACCCUCGCCGGUAAGCUCCACCCUGCCCUCCCCCAACGUGAUCAUAGCCGCAGCGUCGGGGUUACCUCAUUCAAGUGGAUUGAUGGAAACACAGCAGAUUAUCUUGAACUCUACCGCUCAGAUUAAUCUCAAAUCCGUCAAAGACAGCCUCGCCUCCAAAUUAACCAAGACCAAGACCUUCCUCCAGUCCAUCGGCGACAGCAACCCCCUCUCACCCAAGGAAGAGGAGCGUUCUGCACCCCCUCUCCAGCCACGCCCUUCCCCCUCCUCGAGCCCCAUCUUGGCCAGUCCCACACACAGGAAAGUGUCCUCCUCAGCGAACCAGCACAAGGAGAUUGCCUUUCAGCAGUCUACUGAGAGGUUCCAGCCUCCGCCGGGAACUUCACCUUCGCCUGGAGCUUGUUCACCUGAUAAUGGGGGAUUUUCACAAGAGAGUGAAGAAAUCGAAAUUGAUUCCAGGCUCGAUGAUGUGAUUGAAGCUACAAAGACCGCUUGCAAGCGAAGCUCAGAAGACCCUAAGACCUGUUACGCCCCCAGCGCCAUGAGAGGUGUUCUACUUGACUUGGGUUGA